Messenger RNA from Lagopus muta (rock ptarmigan), 627 nucleotides. Its product is annotated as scale keratin-like. Gene Ontology annotation, molecular function: structural constituent of cytoskeleton. Gene Ontology annotation, cellular component: intermediate filament. The coding region runs from base 1 to 627 and encodes 208 amino acids. The record is from RefSeq and is a predicted model, not a curated record. The transcript is spliced from 3 exons. NCBI's taxonomy places the organism in Eukaryota, Metazoa, Chordata, Aves, Galliformes, Phasianidae.
AUGGCGGACAGUGUCACGCAGCAGCAGAUGGCAGCAGCUCAGGCGCACUGCAGGCACAGGCCCGAGUGUGGAGAUGAAUUGCUCUUGGACUUACCCUACAGCAACUGCAUUGCGUUCGUCACUCAGACGCUGCUGAGCAGAGGCCUUGGAAAAACCAUCUACUUGACCAUUGCUGUGAUUCUGCUUAUCCCUGAUGCUCUGCACAGCUGGCAUGAAGCCACAGCAAAACCAAGCCUCCGGGCUCAGCUCUCUCCCACCAAGAUGUCUUGCUACGACCUGUGCCCACCAAAAACCAGCAUCGCCGUGCCCCAGCCCAUCGCUGAGAGCUGCAACGAGCUGUGCGCGCGCCAGUGCCCCGACUCUACGGCCUUCAUCCAGCCACCGCCCAUCGUCGUCACCUUCCCCGGCCCCAUCCUCAGCUCCUUCCCCCAGCAAGCCGUGGUGGGCUCCUCCGGAGCACCCGCCUUUGGCAGCUCCCUGGGGCUGGGGGGCCUCUACGGCGCCGGGGCCACUCAGGGCUCGGGGGGCCUCUGCACCUUUGGCAGACCCUACGCUUCUCCUGCCUGCAACCCCUGCGCCUUGCCCCGCUACAGCAGGAAGCUCUGGGACACCUGUGGGCCCUGCUAA